UCUACAAUAAUAAAUUUACUUUGAAAAUUAUUGUUAAGCAGGGAACAACAUUCGAAAGAUGUCGGAACAAGCGAAUCAAUGCCGCAAGCGUACUCAUGGAUCUCCCAUCGUGGGGGGCAAAAAUGCUAAGCGAUCCCGGGUUCAGCUGAGGGCAGCAUCUACAGAACUGAUGGAUAUGCCGCCAGAGAUUCUGGAGCACAUCUUCUCCUUGGUUGAAUCUCCUCAGAACCUGAUCAUAUCAUUGCAGGGAAUAACCAAUCAGUACACCGAAUACAUGAUGCAUCGACAUCGCUGCUUUGUGUAUGCCCAUCGUAAGCAACGGCGGGAGGGUCUACGAGAGCCCAUGGUCAGGGCCGCCUUGACGGUCUUGCAAGCGGCCACAGAUUACUUUAAGUGUGGCUAUGAGUCCCAUUUUGUGUUUAACUUGGCCUCCUUCCAUGUGCGUAUGUCCAAAUCCACCUCGAUAUCCCCCAUUUGCAUUCAUUUGAAGAAAUUCAUCUCCGAGUUCCUGCUCAGUGUGGAGAAGCCCUUGGGCAGCCACAACCGCAGCGCCCUAGCAGACUCCAAGAUGGGGGCACAUCAGCGUCGCCUGCGCUUGACGCUGACCCUAAUCAAUCUCCUCAGACAAUUUCGUUCCUUUACGAUUAUGAGUUCGGGCAUGAGGCUGAUGCAUUGGCACCUAAGGAUCGGGGUACAGUCCAUAUUUUUGCGCGUAGCGGAUCAGCGCGUCCGUCUUCGGGGCCUCGAGCACCACAUCCAUAUUGUGGGACUCAUUGCGGAGAUGCUGCUACAUGACCAGCUGAACGAUCCUUUCUACUGCAUCAAAACUGUCGACAACUUUACCUAUGGCUACGGCCUGAGCAUGACCAGAAAGCGCCCCAAUUCCAUGUUCUUCAAUUUCAAUAUCCUGGCACCGCAGAGCACCCUUCUUGUGCUGCAGAAGGCCGUUGACGGUGAGUUCGAUCCGACGAAUGUGGCACACUUGACGCCCGAUUCGGCAUUUAAUAUGCGCCUCGUGAUGACCGGCAAGAGCAAAAGCCAGGGGCUUUGCACUACGGACACUUUUAGCCUGCAGUUCUAGGCCAACCGGGACUGAUCGAUGCAAAUCAAUGAAUUGAAAUUAACAUUGGGGAGUGCACAUCCCAAUGCACCUUUACCUUCCGUGGCUGUGCAUUGCAUUUCCACACUCACAUUUUACGAACUCAUCAAUCGAUCAUUAAUUGUUUGGCUAAUUA
Molecule: messenger RNA, 1235 nt
Organism: Drosophila guanche
Lineage: Eukaryota; Metazoa; Arthropoda; Insecta; Diptera; Drosophilidae
Exons: 4
Coding region: 59-1081 (340 amino acids)
Source: RefSeq, a predicted model, not a curated record